This is a messenger RNA of Prunus persica (peach), 2057 nucleotides long. Its product is annotated as zinc finger CCCH domain-containing protein 14. The coding region runs from base 775 to 1710 and encodes 311 amino acids. Gene Ontology annotation, molecular function: mRNA binding; metal ion binding. The transcript is spliced from 2 exons. Lineage: Eukaryota; Viridiplantae; Streptophyta; Magnoliopsida; Rosales; Rosaceae. The record is from RefSeq and is a predicted model, not a curated record.
GAAUAAUGAUUUUUUUUUUCCUACAAUACUGAUGGAUAAUAAUAUAUUAAAAAUGGAUUAUAGGAAUAAAAUUGAGAGUUUGAUUAAGAAAUAAACAACUGAGAACAAAUAUUUUUUUAAAACAAAAACCAAAAAUUAAAUUAAUAAAAUAAGAAUGCCUUUUGUUUUGUGUGAGUGAGUGAAACCCCCGCAUCAGGAAGAAAAAAGAAGAAAAAGAGUGAAACCCAAGGUGUUGGUUACAGGGGAAGCUAAAUAGACACAUAGUGCAUUUGAUUGAGAUGGUGCCAAUUACCAAAAGGAGGGGCCAUACCAGAGAGAGAGAGAGAGAGAGAGAGGAAGAGAGAGAGAGAGUUAGUUAAAGUUGUGAUAAAGAAGCAAACCAUGAAGAAUACAAGUAUCAUUAUUAUUAAAAAAGGAAAAAGGAAAAAAAAAAGCUUACUUAGAAAAUAGAACUUAUAUCAACGAACAUAUGUCUUAAUCCACCCACACCUUCCAUUGAUAAUUUCCAUUCCAUCUUCUUCUGCACCUCACACACACACAUACUUCAACACCACGCCAAAACAUUCCCUUCCUCCACCAACUGCUGCAACACCACCAACAACCCUACGCCUUCUCUCUCUCUCUCUCUCUCUCUCUCUCUAACUGCACAACUAACGCUUAACACUAACAUAUAUAUUCUGUUAUGGCCUCUAACUGUUUUGAUGCGCCUCUUCCAUUUUCAACUCUCAGUUUCCUUCGUUUCUAUAGCAUUCGGUAUUAUAAUAAUAUUAUUAUAUGGAGACCAACGCCGCCUUUCCAACCUCACCCGAUUCGUCGACCCGAGAUUUCGGCUCCGAUUUCGCCUCAAUGUACCGCUCCAUUUUCCCGCCCAAAUUCACACUCCCGAGCUCCCUCUCCCUCACUCCCUCCACUCGCUCCUCCUUCUCGGACUCCGAUUCCAACUCCGACGACCACCACCAUAAUCACAAUGCUACGUCGCAGCGCCUCACCCAGGCUCAGCUUAUCCUCGAGUCCCAGGAGCUCCGCGACCACUACGAUCUCUGCAGCGCUCACCUCCGCGACCUCGCCGACGAACUCGACUCUCUCCGCCUGGAGAACUCCCAUCUCCGGUCCGCGAACUCCGACCUCGUCAAGCUCCUCUCGUCGCAGGCCGCCUUCCAGAGCUUCCUCCUCUCAUCCUCCUCGUCGUCCGCGUAUCAGAGUCCUUCCACGCCGUCGUUUCUCGACGACUUUCGGCGGCUCGGAUUCGGAUCUCUCGGUCCUCGCGACGGCGUCGUUUCCGACGAGGCCUCGGAUAUCAGUCCCACGAGCGUCAUCGAGCGAAACCGGUUCGACGUCGUAGACCGGGUUGCGCUCCCCAAGAGCAUUUCCGUCCGCUCCUCGACUCGGCCACGUGUCCCUAGCCAACUCUUUUCUGGCUCGCCCACUCAGAGCCAAGUGAAGGUGUUCAAUCAGGGGAUGGUGAAGACGGAGCUGUGCAACAAGUGGGAGGAGACUGGCACGUGUCCGUACGGAGAGAACUGCCAGUUUGCUCACGGCGUUAGGGAGCUCCGUCCGGUGAUGAGGCACCCGCGCUACAAGACUCAGCUCUGCCGGAUGGUUGCAGCUGGCGGCAAGUGUCCGUACGGUCACCGCUGCCACUUCCGUCACUCGCUGACUGAGCAGGAGAGGCUGCAACUGGCCAUGGCAGCAGAGACUCGUUUUGAUUAGUGGAUGAUGGAUAUAUACAUGGGACUGGGUUUUGUUUAAAUUGGCCCCCUUUUUUUUUUUGUAUAUAGACCAGUCGUUUAAAGAUUUGGGAACUAAAAAUGUUCUGAAUCCAACGUAAAUUAGCAAGAAUAAGGAAAAUGUGAAUUUUUGUAACGGGGUUCUGAGAGGGAAAAAUGUCAAUUACUGAUUUAUUGCUCGUAUUUUCUUUAAUUAAUUUGAUUAUUAUCUAUAUAUACAUUAAUACUCGGGUUUCUAAUCAUCCAAUGAUGACAUAUAUUAUAUGUAUACACCAAGUUUUACGCAACUUUCAAUCCAAGUCAGAAAAUGGGGAAGCCUACAUCUCUCUC